This is a messenger RNA of Drechmeria coniospora, 540 nucleotides long. RefSeq lists its product as uncharacterized. The transcript is spliced from 2 exons. Bases 1 to 540 code for a protein of 179 amino acids. The record is from RefSeq and is a predicted model, not a curated record. Lineage: Eukaryota; Fungi; Ascomycota; Sordariomycetes; Hypocreales; Ophiocordycipitaceae.
AUGUUGGACGGAUGGACAUGCAACGAUACACUGUCAUCCAAGGAUGGCGUCCGAGUGUUGAGGAGGCCACGGCUAGGCCUGGACCUGGGGGCUAUCGUCAUCGCCGGCGUCGGCGGCGGUGUCGUCCGGCUGGCCUUGCUGAGCGGUUUGGGUGGAAAGGGGAUAUCGAAAAGGCCAGCUCAGGAAAGGGAUGAUGAAGCCAAGGUGGAAGCGAAGCGAGGCCACGACAGCAGCAACAGCCGCAGCAGGACGUGCAUGCAUGCAUGCCCGGACGAGGCUCUUGGCGCAGAACCGACAUUGGUGAUGAUGUCUCUCCGUGCGAUGGAACCAGCACCAGAGCUUGCACCUGCUUGCCCGCCUGCUGCCGCUUGCUGGCCUGUUCUUUCGGUGGGCGAAUGGAUGCAGGGCGAGACGGGAGGAGAGCGAGUCUGGGGCGAUUAUGGCGUCAUGAUUCGUGCGGACCCAAGAGCGUACGCAAGCACAAGCACUAGCAGAGCACCAGCAUGCACGGUGCAGGCAGAGGUACAGGCAGAGGUAUAG